CUCCAAAACAAAGGGCUGGCGGCCCGCGGGGCGGCGGCGGGAGGAUGCCUCGCGCCCUGCGGAGGCGACAACGGCCGCAGCGCGUCCCGGGUCGUGCCCGGGCCGCCUGAGAACCGAGCCCGCGCUGACCGAGGCCCGGGCCGGAUGGGCGCUGCGGGCCGGGGCGCGGACCGCCGAGCGGCCGUUGUGACGUUCUCCCGUCGUCCCAGCUGUGUGGACAGUGCCACACGCCGGCGGAACAGCGACGGCGCUCGCGUGCAUGUUCCAGUGCUGCUUCUGCCAGAGAGCCCCCCGGAGCCGCAGUUCUUCCGGCGCCAGCCCUGAGCUGCGCGGCGCGUGCCCAGCAGAGAUGGUGAAGAUGACAAAAUCCAAAACCUUCCAAGCCUACCUGCCAGACUGUCACCGGACGUACAGCUGUGUCCACUGCAGAGCCCACCUGGCCAAUCACGAUGAGCUGAUCUCCAAGUCCUUUCAGGGAAGUCAGGGACGCGCCUACCUCUUCAAUUCCGUGGUGAACGUGGGCUGCGGCCCGGCAGAGGAGAGAGUCCUUCUCACCGGCCUGCACGCCGUCGCAGACAUCUACUGUGAGAACUGCAAAACCACGCUCGGCUGGAAAUACGAACAUGCGUUUGAGAGCAGUCAGAAAUACAAGGAAGGAAAAUUUAUCAUCGAGCUGGCCCACAUGAUCAAAGACAAUGGUUGGGAGUGAAAUGUGGCGUCCCUGUGUUCUUUCGGAUGCCGUUUUGUGAAAGAGACUAAUGUGAUGGAAACAUAAGAGCAUCCUGGAUGACAAUAUUUUCUUGAACUUGAACCUUGCGAGCCGGCCCCUCCUGGCCGUUCCCAUGGGUGAGGCUCCAUCCGGUCUAUGUCCUCUUCAUGUACAUGGUCGUUUCUGAAGGAUUUCUAAUGUCCCAAGUGCUAGAGAAAGAAUUAACCAACUGAGGACGUAGCUGUCUAGUUAAUACCUUCUCUAACCAAUGCCUUUAAGGUGGAGUUCGGCUGUGCUCUCCCGCACGUGAAACCAGACCGGUCUCUGCAGACCACAGGGGCGCGAUCUCCUCAGAGAGCAGGGUCACCACUGUUGUUCAGCAUGAAGGUUUUUUAGUCCACUGUUUUCAUAAUUUGCAAAAUUACAAAUUGGUUACUUUGCUUGCGAAUGAGCUGUUAAGUCAUAGUGUUCGUUUCAGAAUUUUCCAGAAGCAGUUAACAAAUCUAUUGAGUACGUUUGUUUUUCAGCCUUGUUCGGAAACAGAGGGCUCCAUUGAUAGCAUUUUAGAUAAGUUAUAGAGAAAUGUGUCUAAUGGAACGUCUCGUUUAUUUAAGCCAAUAGCUUUCUCAUUUGGAAAGCAACUGAACUAGUCACUAGCAAAGGCUGUUCCAGGGGCCACAGUCCCAGACCCAGGGCUCCCGGGGCUUGCGUGGGAGUCGGGCCCACAGUGGCCAGUCUGUGGAGUAAUAAUAGUUCAACACACUGGACUGAGCGAAUCAGAUUUCCCUUCUACUCUGGUGUACUUGAAGAAAAAUAAUUAUUUUUGCAUAUGAAAGAGGCCAGAACUAACAGGAUAAACUUUCAAACUUUAGAUUUGGUAGAUUGUUUUAAUGUUUUCAGAAAAGGUUAAAGUUGCAAGACAGGUGUAAACUUCGAAAAUGAGAUGUUUGGUUUGCUCGACGGGUCACCCUGCCUGGCCUGCUUCUCUCCCACGGGUGACACAAAAGGGACCUGGGCAGUCUCCCAAGCCCUGACUUCCCGCCCCCCAUUGUGAGUUCCAGUCCACCCGUGCUACUGCGGGGCGUGGGCACGAUGCAGGGGUUUGGGCCCAUCUGCAGAAAAUGGAGGCCAGACAACAUUCCCAAUUAAGUUUUACUUAUUUACUGUUUGAACCUGAAAAGAGCCCAGGGGAGGCAGGGAGAAAGGAGAGUGCCGUCCCGAUGUUUCUCAGCUGUGCGACGGCUCUGAAACUGCCUUCAGGUGAGCCUGGCCCACUGGCAGCGAGCUCGCACCCCUUCCCUGACCGCAGCCUCCCCUGAGCCCAGAGCCAUGGCCCGUGCAGGCUCCGGGCUCCCCUGCCCGGUUCUGGUUCAGCCGCUCACCUGGAGCUUCCCUUUUGGCACCACCUCUGCCCAAGUCUCGAAGCCGCGCAACUCGGGGGGCGUUGCAGCCCCGGGCGCAGGGACAUCGGGGCCUCUGACGCGCAUCUUCGACCAGGAAGGAAGAUCUUUGUACAGCUGUGGGGUCUCUGCACCAGCACCGGCUGCCGCUUCCCUGAACUGCUGUCCCGAGAUCUAGGCUGCCCCGGCUCUUCCCGUGUGUUGUUCGGCCGUGCAGCCCUGAGGCCUCCAGGGUGCAGUCACUCCCAUUGCUGCCAGGAUCCGAAACCGGGAGACUUCUCACCGGUGCGCCGGCACAUGAACUGCCAGGCACCAGCAGCUCUGUCCUCAGUGAGAAUGCAAGGACACCUUCCUUGAGGAGUGAGUACUAACUAUUGAAACCUUGGCCUAAACUGACACCCCUUCUUGGUCCAGUCCCUCUAGCGGGGGGGGGCCAGGGGAGCAGGGCAGGGGCCGUGACUCCGAGCGCGUCUCUGUGAGGUCUCCACUAAAGACUUUCUGCAGUUCUUCCGAUCGGUUUCUGUAUAUACUAAACUUGUGUCUGAAGCUUUUAUAUGUUCUGGGCGAAUUUCCGGCCCCUUCCGUGUGCGAACUUUGGUUUUAGUGCUGUGUCUCGUGAUGGCACCGAACCCUUUUUACCAGUGCAUUUGGGACAUUUGUUUUCUUCUCCUUUUGUAACUGACACAGAUACUCUUCACUUUUUUUGUCUUGUGCGGAAUCCAAGCUCCUUUUGAAACCAAAUGAACUGACCGUGAGCUGGCUUCAGGGAAGGACACCCGUGAAGCCACAGCUGGGCUGGUGAAGGGCUGGGAUGUGCCACCCUCUUAAAAUCCUCAACAGUGGUCAUCGUCCCCUGACUUUUAUUUAUUUAAACUAUUUCCCUUAAGAGUGGGAGGUGAUGCCAAGAUUAUAAAUGCAUUUAACACAAAACUGUGCCGUGUCCUCCGGCACAGUACACUUGCUUUAGAAAUGUGGUUUAGUUUUGUUGCCAUUUUAUAUAUACAUAAAUAUAGUAUUUUUGUACCUUAACACUUAAUCUUGAUGGCAUCUGUCAGAUAUUAUUAGCAAGGAUCAGAAAAAGGAAUUUUUCAGAAGUCCUUUAAUUUACCUGAUGACCUCACUGGGUACUUAAAAAAUCCAAGUGGUUGUGUAAUUUCUGGACGACAGCUUAAGCCCCAACACAAUUUACAGAAACGCAAAGCCUCGCCCAUCAAAGGUUCCGGGCCGGCCUGUCCUCCCGCUGUGGGGCGGUGCCGUGGGGCUGGCUGGCUGCGGCCCGGAGGUCCGCCCCUCGGGGCAGGGCUGCCGAGCCUGAGCACACAAGCCCCCUCGGCCUCCCUGUGUCCAGCCCUCGGUCCUCUGUGUCUGUGAGGUUUAAAAAUAAAGCUCCCAUGUCCAGCA
Artibeus jamaicensis (Jamaican fruit-eating bat) is the source of this 3510-nucleotide messenger RNA. RefSeq names its product yippee like 1 (gene YPEL1). The record is from RefSeq and is a predicted model, not a curated record. Bases 260 to 709 code for a protein of 149 amino acids. NCBI's taxonomy places the organism in Eukaryota, Metazoa, Chordata, Mammalia, Chiroptera, Phyllostomidae. The transcript has 5 exons.